Molecule: messenger RNA, 1003 nt
Organism: Oxyura jamaicensis (ruddy duck)
Lineage: Eukaryota; Metazoa; Chordata; Aves; Anseriformes; Anatidae
Gene: RAB6A
Product: RAB6A, member RAS oncogene family
Exons: 8
Coding region: 106-732 (208 amino acids)
Molecular function (GO): GTPase activity; GTP binding
Source: RefSeq, a predicted model, not a curated record
GAAAAAGGGGGGGGGGGAGGAAAAAUAAAUAAAAAUAAUAUAGCCGGGAGAGCGGAGAGCUCGCUGGGGGGGGGGGAGGCUGCCGGCGGCGGCACCAGCGGCACCAUGUCGGCGGGCGGCGACUUCGGGAACCCGCUGCGGAAAUUCAAGCUGGUCUUCCUGGGAGAGCAGAGCGUGGGGAAGACUUCCUUGAUCACCAGGUUCAUGUACGACAGCUUUGACAACACCUACCAGGCAACAAUUGGCAUCGAUUUCUUAUCGAAAACCAUGUAUUUGGAGGAUCGAACAAUCAGGUUGCAGCUGUGGGAUACUGCGGGUCAGGAACGUUUCCGUAGCCUCAUUCCCAGUUACAUCCGUGACUCUGCUGCUGCUGUAGUAGUUUACGAUAUCACAAAUGUAAACUCGUUCCAGCAAACAACAAAAUGGAUCGACGAUGUCAGAACGGAAAGGGGCAGCGAUGUCAUCAUCAUGCUGGUGGGAAAUAAAACAGAUCUAGCAGAUAAGAGGCAAGUGUCCAUUGAGGAAGGAGAAAGAAAAGCCAAAGAGCUGAAUGUAAUGUUCAUCGAGACCAGUGCAAAAGCAGGAUACAACGUAAAACAGCUUUUCCGACGCGUGGCAGCUGCCUUGCCUGGCAUGGAAAGCACACAAGACAAAAGCCGAGAAGACAUGAUUGACAUCAAACUGGAAAAGCCUCAAGAGCAGCCUGUCAGUGAAGGAGGCUGCUCCUGCUAAUAGCGCGCGGCUCCUGCCUUUCUCCAGAACAUCACUGCUCCCCCUUCCCUCUACUCUUCAUUGACUGCAGUGUGAAUAUUGGCUUGAACCUUCCCCUUUCAGUAAUAACGUAUUGCAGUUCAUCGUCGCUGGCUGUCUCGUGGAGAUGAUCUAUUAGCUUCACAAGCACACACACACACACAGGAAAUGUCAGUGUCUUCAUUAUUUAUAAGAAAGAAAGAAAGAAAAAAAAAAAAAAAAGCCAAAAUAUUCCAGCGCGUUCUAGUUAUAA